GGUGUUCUCCUAUAGACGUGUCGUAUUCUUUUAUUGAGGAAAAACACAGGGCUGUUUUUCCUGCUACUUCUGAAUCUAACCACCAGAUAUUAUUAGUGACAGACAGAACAAUGGCAGAGCCCAGCAGGCAGGAUAUCUCAGCUAUUUUUAAACGACUUCGCUCCGUACCUACCAACAAGGUUUGCUUUGACUGCUCCGCUAAAAACCCCAGUUGGGCCAGCAUCACCUACGGUGUGUUCCUGUGUAUAGACUGCUCAGGGACACACAGGUCUCUUGGGGUUCACCUGAGCUUUAUCAGGUCCACUGAGUUAGAUUUCAAUUGGUCGUGGUUUCAGCUAAGAUGUAUGCAAGUGGGAGGCAAUGCAACUGCGAUUUCCUUUUUCAGUCAACAUGGAUGCACAACCAGCGCUGCCAACACCAAGUACAACAGCCGAGCCGCUCAGCAGUACAGAGACAAGAUAAAGACUUUAGCCACACAAGCCACCAGAAGACACGGCACCGAGUUAUGGCUGGACAGUCAGGCUCCUCUCUCCCCAACAUCACCAGAAGACAAGCAGGUUGAUUUCUUCAGUCUGCACACACAGGGUCCUGCUGAUAUUAUGAACACGCCAAAAAUGAAUCUCAGCGUCUCCACACCACCAGAGAACCCUUUUACCCUGGAAAAGGAGAAAGACGAUAAUGGUAAUCAAGAGGAAGGUCCUAGUGUGGAUAUGCUGAGUGUUUCUCCCAAACAAAAUCAAGAACCUUCUUCUCUCAAGAAGAAGCCAACUGCUGCCAAGAAAUCACUGGCUGCUAAGAAGGGGGGUCUGGGCGCUCAGAAGGUGAGCAGUAAAAGUUUCUCUGAGCUGGAGAAGAAAGCUCAAGCUGCAGACAAACUGAGAGAGAAAGAUGAGAGCCCCGGCGCUGCCAAGAAGAACUACAAACCUGAGGAAUCCAUCUCCUCAUCCCUGCGACUGGCCUGUAAAGAUCUCGAGCAGCAGAGGAAAAUGGAGGAGAACAAGUUUAAGGGAUUGGAGGGGAAUAAGAAAGAGCAAUCAGAGAGGCUGGGCAUGGGGAUGGGCAUGAGGAGUGGAGUGUCUCACUCUGUGACCUCGGACAUGCACAUCAUCCAGCAGGAGAGCCCCCAGGGGGCCAAGACCACCAAAGGACGCCGCUUCACUGAGGAAGAGGAGGACGGAGGCUCCUUCAGCUCUAGGGUCAUGUCUCGAUUUGAGGAGACAGAGACUUCAGAUAAUUACUCCUCGGGGUGGGAUGAUAAAGGCGAGGGAGGAGGCUGGAUGAAGGCGAGCAAGAAACCAGAGCCGGACUUUUUCCUCACCUCCACUAUAACAUCGCUGAACGACAGGCCUACGUCCAGAAGAAAACCAGAAGCAAUGCCGGUGUCAGACUCCGGAGAAGCUCAGAAAAAGUUUGGUGUCGAGGUGAAAGCCAUCUCCUCUGACAUGUACUUUGGAAAACAAGAUAACACUGAGUAUGAGGCCAAAACCCGACUAGAGAGAUAUGCUGGCAGUGCCUCUAUAAGUUCAGCAGACCUUUUUGAUGAUCCAAAGAAACAAGCUGCGAGUUCCUACCGCCUGACCAACGUUCUGCCCAACGCUCCCGAUAUGUCGCAGCUCAAACUUGGAGUGCGCUCAGUCGCAGGGAAGCUCUCCGUCAUGGCCAGCGGCGUCGUCAGCUCCAUUCAGGAUCACUACAGCUCUUGAGCCACGGAGUGUCUCCUGUGGAACUUCACCACCUUAUAGUUGUUGAUGAGAAGUUUCCCAUGAGUGAGUGGUGGUCCCCCAUCCUGGGAAAGAAAUCUGUCCCUUGAUGUUAUCGAAAUCGACCCUGUAUACAUCUAUAUCUAGUUUUGUAUGAGAUAAUGUAUAUACAGUUGUGAGGAUCGAGGGGAUCAAGCACAAUAUUUUUUGGAGUGGAAUUGUGUUCCCUUGCUGGAAUCUUGAAGCAAGAUCUCUGUAAAGCUGAGUUAUGAAGAAUAUUUAGUUUGCGGGUUAAUGCGCAGAUCGCUUUGAGGUCUUGGGGUUUAAAUAUUUAGAAGUAUCAUAUGUAGCAGAGGUUUAUGGUGUUUUGAAGGAUGGAUUUUUGAUUCCUUUAUUUGACCGGGUGAAAAAAAAAAAAAACAGCUUAGCAGUGAGGACAAUUCAGUUGUUAAUUGGUUAACCUACUCUCGCUCAACACAUGCACUCUGUAUUGUGCUUUUUCGCACAUUCCCACAAUUUUGAAAGUGUCCUUUUCUGUCCUCAAAGUGCUCUUAUGUUUGCUCCUCCACAGACAGGACCAAAACCUGAUAAAGAGGCCUUAGGGGACCAGAUGUAUAUUUCUUAAUCAUGAACACUAUCAGUCAUGUAAAUUGGUAAUGUGCUUCAUUAGCACAUAAACUUCAUUAUCUCUCAACAGCUAUGUUAUUCCUUAUUUUUUUAAGGCCAUGCAUUUAUUAUGAAAGAAUAAGAUAGCAUGACGCCUAAGCAGCUAUGAAAAAGUGACUUUAAAGACAAGGUUGGGAGACGCUCAUUUGCGUUCUUUAAAUAGUAUGAUGAGAAGAUUUGAUACCGCUCUCAGGAUUGUGGUUUUAAUCUUCUUACCUAAUUGUAUUCUUACUUGGCUUCCUUAAUGGCAUUAGUAAGACUCAGCUCUAUGUGGGUCAGUUGCACUAUUUUAUUUUAUUUUUUCUCAAUCCUGUUGGAAUCAGACACUUUAAGACAUUCUGUAAUAGGGUCAACAUUGCAUAUGAAUUGAGUUUUGAGAGGUGCCUUUUGACGUGGAUUUGGUUUUAAUUUGUUGAUGCUUUUCCUUGGUGUUGUGUUUACACGGCUGCUAUUACUGUUUAUACUGCCCCCUUUUGGUUUCUAUAUAAUUUGAAUGGCGCACAUUUAUGAAGGCUAUAUUUCCCCUGAUGCUUUUUUGUUGCUUUCAAACACCAAUGUACAGCAACGUGUGUCAACUUAAAUUAAGGCUGUAAGGAAUCCCUUUUAUAUCCUUCAUCUUUUUGUUGCUGUAGCAUACUGCCAAGGUCGUAUCUAAGUUGGCAAUUUGUCGAACAUAGCACUACAUGUACGCUCUAGUCUGAUUUUGGAUUUUGAAAGCCCUCGCAAAGCCUCUCUUCAUGGCUCUGGUAUGGAAUACUGCGGCUCUUUCUUUUAUAAUUUAGGGACAAGUGCUAAAUCUGGAACUGGAUGACCAUAUUACUGAUCUCUGUACUGUUAAUGCUUCUCAGGAGUUUGUAUUGAGUUGUUAGGUAUUGAACACUAAAAGAGGAAGCUGUAGAUUCUUCAGUGACCAAAUAUCAGUUCACUCCAUCACUGUAAGCCUUAGUCCAAAGAUCUCUGAUCAACAUGCCCUCAUUUAACAAUAUUUUGGAGUCAUCUGGUUACCUUUUUACACCUUAUCUGUUAGAAAUUGCAUUUGGCAGCUUGUGCUUGAUUGUAACGUACUGCAAAUGAAGCCUCUACAUUGCGUCCAUGUAAGAGUUCAGUUUGGUUGAUCCUUGUAGUAUUUCUUUGUGUCUUCUGCUGUUGAAUAUUGUUAAAUGUUAGUAAUGGUAUCUUGCUUAAAUUGCAUGACCCUUAAGCUGUCACAUCCUGAAUACAAAACCACAUGCUGUGUUGAAACCCACUUGAUAAUAAUGAUACAACUGUAUAAUAGUGCUACAAACCACGCUGUAUAGGGCUUUGAAUUUCCAUUUAUAGGAUGCUACAGAUAAUCAAGUUUUGACAUAUUUUGACACUCAAAAUGUAAGUAAGAUUUAAUGAAACAUGCCAAAUAAAUGGCUUGUGCCGAAGCCCUCUA
Messenger RNA from Eleginops maclovinus (Patagonian blennie), 3786 nucleotides. It is a transcript of the gene arfgap3, whose product is annotated as ADP-ribosylation factor GTPase activating protein 3. Gene Ontology annotation, biological process: COPI coating of Golgi vesicle. NCBI's taxonomy places the organism in Eukaryota, Metazoa, Chordata, Actinopteri, Perciformes, Eleginopidae. The record is from RefSeq and is a predicted model, not a curated record. Gene Ontology annotation, molecular function: GTPase activator activity.